AUGCGUUCCUUUUCUACUGUCCUUCUCUUCAUUGCCGCCCUGGCCGGCCACUCUGUCGCUCAAAGUUGCAACGACCAAUGCGCAGACGUCUUCGCCGUAGCAAGCUCAGAAUGCCCACACAUCGGCAACACCAAAGAGGACGCCGACACCCUUGACGGCCCGAAGAUGAGCUGGAAGAACAACAUCUGGUCCACGCGCGGUAAGGACGGCGCCGUGGUUGAGAUCGAUCCUAGAGCUUGCACUCUGAGAACAUUUGGCGGCCGAGACGACUUCUGCGGCAUCUGGAUCGGCGGCAAGGAGGAACGAGGAAAGGGGAACACUGAGGUUAAGCAGCCGAACGCGCUGUUGCAAAUUCCCUUCAAUGGUGGCUGCUGCAAGAUUGACAAGGAAUUCUGCGCGGAUGGUGCGAUUGACUGGGCGCAGUUGCUGAGGGUGAAGAAGGGGCCGGACGCGUCUGCUUCACUCAAAUCCGUCGCUGUAUCGCCUGUGGCAAUCUACUAG
This is a messenger RNA of Colletotrichum phormii, 501 nucleotides long. RefSeq lists its product as uncharacterized. The transcript has 2 exons. Lineage: Eukaryota; Fungi; Ascomycota; Sordariomycetes; Glomerellales; Glomerellaceae. The record is from RefSeq and is a predicted model, not a curated record. The coding region runs from base 1 to 501 and encodes 166 amino acids.